Molecule: messenger RNA, 552 nt
Organism: Manihot esculenta (cassava)
Lineage: Eukaryota; Viridiplantae; Streptophyta; Magnoliopsida; Malpighiales; Euphorbiaceae
Exons: 1
Coding region: 143-436 (97 amino acids)
Source: RefSeq, a predicted model, not a curated record
CUUCAGGCCUUAACCCACAGCCAUUGUUAUAAUUGCUGCCAUUAUGACCAUAAUCAUUAACACUUGCUUCUAAAGGCCUUUAUCAUCCACUAUAAAUAUAAAAGAUGAACUUACACAUUGUAGCCAUCUCUCCAUUGCCAAGAUGUUCAAGAGAGGUUCUGUUGCUGUAUCUAUGUUCUCCAAUUCCACGGUGUUGGUGGGGUGGUGCCGUCCACGGCGGCGGCUACAGAGGAGGAGAGUCAGCAUAAUAAGGCUAGGAAAUAAGCGGCGAGGAUUUUGCUUAGGGUCAAGGUCGGUGGUUCAAUGGAGAGUUAUGAUUGCUCCUCUUCGAAUGCUAAAGAAGAUUAUAAUGAAAAUUGUACUUAAUGGUCAAUUCUUAGAGACUUCUUGUUGGUCUUUGCCGUUGUUACGUCCUCAGAUAUUUCCUCUCUGUUGAUUUCUUGGGUGUUUUUUUUUCCUUUUAUUAUUUUUCUUUACUGCUUAAUUGUAAAACAAGGACAUAAAACCCUUAUAAAUUUGAAGGGCAAACUGCUGAUUUGCAAAAAUAAAUCA